AUGGUAGCCACCGGAAUUGAUCCUGGUGAUGAUAGCUUCAGCCGGAGUUUAAGCAGAUGCAGCACAGUCCACGAUUCUACUCCGCCAGAACAGAAAUCAGUCUCAAAUUGGGUGGAAAUCGACGACAGUGAUGACCCUCAACGCUGGCCGCAGUCUGAGAAGCUCAAGGUUAUGAUUGCUACAAUCGGAUUUUGUAUUCUGGUAUCAGGUGCAUCCUCUUCGUUCGCUGUCGGAGUUUCAAGUAUGGUCGACGAUCUCCAUACUUCGACAGAAUUGGGUAGCACGGCGUUGGCUAUUUUCGUUAUUGGCUUUGCUAUAGCUCCUAUGUUCUUCGCCGGGGCGUCCGAAGAGCUCGGUAGAACUCCUAUGUAUGCUAUCACGUUUACUAUCUAUGGCGCUAUGUUUCUACCUAUAGGAUUAUGCAGUAGCAUCACUGGCAUCAUUAUUUCUCGCUUUAUUCAGGGUCUCGCUGGUAGCUCUGGCAGCACUAUGGUCGCCGGAACAAUAUCAGAUCUAUAUGGUAGCCAUGAAAGGGGCAUCUAUAUGAGCUUUUUUGCCUUGAGCACAAUGUCUAGCACGGGUAUCACACCUAUGGUCUACUCAUUUGUGCCACUAAAAACAUCGCUCAGUGUUGCAGGUAGCUCCGGUCAAGGUGGUUGGCGCUGGAUUCAGAUAAUACAGUGUAUAGUGACAGCGUGCUACGGCAUAGUCAUGGUUUUGUUUCUGAAAGAGACGCGCAUAAACGUCAUAAUGAAGAAAAAGGCUAGGAGAAUGCGCAAAGAGACUGGAGAUACAACAAUCAAGGCACAUGCAGAAGUGUUCAAGCCAACUAAGAAGGAAUUACUGCAACAAAGUCUCUUCAGACCCAUGCAAUACUUAACCCAAGAACCUAUAGUAAUCGCUUUUAGCUUCUUUAUCGGAUAUGCCUGGGCUAUCUUCUACUCUUUUAUUGCCAGUAUCACUCACGUCUUCCUCACUCUUUACGAAGAUAACUACGGCAUGAAUCAGGGUACUGUAGGAUACGUUUAUGCUUCGAUCGUAGUGGGUAGUGUGUUUGGUUUCCUCUUCAACUACUUUUUCCAGGAGAAAUUUUUCUUCCAACGUUUCAACAAGAGUCGUCCCGUUGAGGCAAGACUAGGCGGUGCGAUGGCAUCGGGAAUUAUUUUUCCAAUUGGUGCAUUCAUAUACGCAUUCACUCUAUACCCACACGUCCACCCAGCCGGACCUUGUGUCGGGCUGACCGUCAUCCUAACAGGCAUGUUUUCCAUCUACCUAUCAUCUAUGUCAUAUCUAGCAGACUGUUACCAAGCAAACGCCAGUAGUGCAUUAGCUGCGAUUGCUUUGAUUCGUAACCUGACCGGAGGUGUAGUUAUUCUGGUAAUAAGGCAGUGGUAUGAUGGGAUGGGAUUUGUUUGGGCUGGUUUACUUAUUAGCCUUCUGGCUGUAGUGUUUGCUACAGUACCCAUAGCGCUCUUCUUCUUUGGCAAACAAUUGCGAAUGAGGUCGAAAUUCGCUCAGGAGAUAGCAAAGAUGUUGGAGGACGAGCGACUUGCAGUAAAGCAGGAGCAAUUCAGUGAGAACCCCGUUGAGAUAGACAGACGCACGUCUAUACAGCAGGUCGAGCUAAGCCGAUCAAGUAGCAGCACAAUAGAUGUGAAUUUAGACACUCGAGAGACAUACAACGACAAUUCAAACUAUAAAUCAGACACGGAUAAGGACAGUCAGCAUGUUCAGCACAUAUUCAUAGAGAUUGACGACAAGGAUGAUCCGAUGCGAUGGCCCAAGUAUAAAAAGAUGAGGAUAGCGAUAGCAGCUAUUGGUUUCUCAGUUUUCGUGUCUGCCAGCACGGCUACCUUUGCACAGGGAUUGUACCAGCUCGUGACCGAUCUGGAUACCACCACCGAGCUCGCGAAUGUAGCUCAGGGAAUCUUCGUCGUUGCUUUUGCUUUCCCGCCCAUGCUUCUGGCAGGGCUUUCGGAGGAAUAUGGAAGGAGUAAGAUAUUCCUCGUCUCUUACGCUCUCUACACACUUUUGCACCUCCCGAUAGCCCUAUCGACGAAUAUUACAGGCGUUAUCCUCGGUCGUCUCUUCCAAGGCUUGGCAGCGAGUACAGGAUCGACGCUGACGGCUGGUACGAUAGCUGAUAUUUAUACGGGCUAUCAUCGAGCACUGUGGAUGUCAAUUUUUGCAGCCUCUUCUCCUCUAGCCACCGGGGUUGCACCAGUUGUUUACUCAUACGUACCCUCCAACUACGCGCUGCACUUCAAAGGUAGCAGUGGUGUUGGCGGAUGGCGCUGGAUACAAAUUAUCCAGAUGAUAGUGGCAUUUGUGUGGGGUAUUGUUCUGUGUUUAUGGUUUAGGGAAACGCGCGUAAACGUAAUCAUGAAGAAGAAGGCUAGAAGAAUGCGCAAGGAGACUGGCGACCACUCUCUCCAAGCUGAAGCGGAGCAGUACCGGAUGUCGAAGCAUCAGAUGUUUCUGGCUGUAAUGAGCAUGUUUAUCGGGUUCGCCUGGGCUGUCUUUUUCUCUCUACAGGCUAGCAUAUCGCACGUCUUCUUGACUCUGUAUAGCGACAACUAUGCCAUGACUCAUGGCUCCGUUGGUUUCGUCUUUAUCGCCAUCAUAGUGGGUACUGUUAUUGGUUUUGUUUUCAACCUCUACUUCCAAGAAAAGUGGUUUUACGACAAGUUUCAUCCGCGCUACUCUGUCGAAGCUAGGCUCGGCUCGAGUAUGGUAUCCGGUAUUGUUUUCCCUAUCGGCGCUUUCAUAUAUGCGUUCACAACGUACAGUUUCGUGCACUGGAUUGCGCCGUGCAUCGCAAUCACGGUAAUUAUGGCAGGUAUCUUUCCAAUCUACUACAGCUCAAUGAAUUAUCUCUCUGAAUGUUACGGAACGACGGCAUCCUCAGCACUAGCGUCUAUAGCGAUGGUGCGAAAUCUGACAGGCGGGUGCAUUCAAUUCGUUAUUCUCCAAUGGCUCGACGGACUCGGGGAUAGAUUUCAGUAUGCGCUGCUUAUGAUAGCAGUGAUGGCUACAGCGUUAGCAGUGAUACCGAUUGCACUCUUUCUAUUCGGGUCUCGUAUACGCCAGCGAUCGACGUACGCGCAGGCUAUAUCUGCCAACGAAAGCGCAACAGUUGCUGAAAAAGAUUAG
Molecule: messenger RNA, 3153 nt
Organism: Wallemia ichthyophaga EXF-994
Lineage: Eukaryota; Fungi; Basidiomycota; Wallemiomycetes; Wallemiales; Wallemiaceae
Exons: 8
Coding region: 1-3153 (1050 amino acids)
Biological process (GO): transmembrane transport
Molecular function (GO): transmembrane transporter activity
Source: RefSeq, a predicted model, not a curated record